This is a messenger RNA of Pomacea canaliculata, 4891 nucleotides long. RefSeq names its product adhesion G protein-coupled receptor L3-like. The record is from RefSeq and is a predicted model, not a curated record. Gene Ontology annotation, cellular component: membrane. Gene Ontology annotation, biological process: adenylate cyclase-activating G protein-coupled receptor signaling pathway; cell surface receptor signaling pathway. Gene Ontology annotation, molecular function: G protein-coupled receptor activity. NCBI's taxonomy places the organism in Eukaryota, Metazoa, Mollusca, Gastropoda, Architaenioglossa, Ampullariidae.
CGCAGGCGCGAUUCCACUUUACGAUAGGUAUUCAUGUCGUGUCAGUCAUGUUAUGUUGGCAGCAUCGCUAACUGCAAUGUUGUGUCAGACUGGGAAACUGUUGAGGCUCAACCACUCACACUCGCUGUGCCGCCAUCUUCUACUGCAACCGAUAAGACACGUCAGAUGUGGUAAACUAGGACAUUACAAAGCACACUAAGUGAGCCAAAGUGACUAAAGAAAUCUGUUUACUGAAUGAAAAAUACGUUGAACAAAAGAAUUUUUAAUGUAUAUAGAUUUUUCAAAGUGCUUCAAGAAAUUAUCUUCCCUCAAAUUAAGCGGCAUCUGUAAAUACUAUUUUUUUAAAUUCACAGAUGUUCCUAUUCUUAUCACUACCAUCAGGACUUUAACCAUUAUCGUGGUUGUUGUUGUUGUGUUGUUGAUUGUGUUGCUGGAGGGGCGGUAUGAUGGCUCCGACUUAAAAGAGUUUCAGCCUCUAAUAUGUUGACAUCAACUUAAUGGACCUUCUACCCCAAAAUGACACUAGAAACGCGGUUUCGUAAAAGAUACGUUCUUCAUUAUUUGCUGCUUUGCUGUCUUCUAGUUCCAGACUUUGUUAAAAGUGAGAUAGUGUUACAAAACUUUGCUAAAAAUGAGACAGUGUCAAAAGACCUUGUUGAAAGUGAGACAGAGUCAAAAGACCUUGUUGAAAGUGAGACAGAGUCAAAAGACCUUGUUGAAAGUGAGACAGAGUCAAAAGACCUUGUUGAAAGUGAGACAGAGUCAAAAGACCUUGUUGAAAGUGAGACAGAGUCAAAAGACCUUGUUGAAAGUGAGACAGAGUCAAAAGACCUUGUUGAAAGUGAGACAGUGUCAACCAUCAUAAAAAUCAGGUGCGUUCGUCAGGAGCACCUCAUAUACAAGUGUGAGGAAAUCUCUGACCUGCUUCCUGACAAAACGUCUAAAGAUACUUUCAUGCGGCUAAUGGAGGAUAAAGUAAAUUGCUAUCGUGAGUUGAAACCAGAAGAAAGAACUCAACGACAUGACUCUAUUGGAUCUUUUCUUUCUGAUACAGAGGAGAAUUUGUUCAGAAGCGAUGCGAACGAGACUGAGAAGGAGACAGUUUCGCUGGCCUCUCGGCUUCUGGAGACAGUACAGGAGCUGGCGACCGCCAUUGCCAACGACUUACCUCCUGGAAAUAACACAACCAUCCAGGGUGGGAAAAUGUUGAUAUUCGGGAUCAAGGUGAACAUGAGUGUCAGUGUUGGUGCUAAAUUUCAAAACUUCCCCACCAAUUCUGAAGUGCCUCUCAGCGAUAUCUUUGAAAUUCCGUUCGCAAGCUUACAGGGCUUAAAGGGGGCUGUGCCUAUUUCCCUUGUGGUAAGCGACAGACUCGGGGCAUGGAUGACGCCCGAUGUGAGUGUCAAGAAUGUUAUCGUCUCACGCGUAAUUUCGGUGUCAAUAGAAGGACUUUCGGGUAACCUUUCCCAGCCAGUCAAUUUUACAAUGGCGCACUUGAAACAGGUGAAUGAUACCAGUCGUCAUUGUUCCUUCUGGCAACCCUCCACCAAGAAAUGGCUUUCCUCCGGCUGUAAGACGGAGAAAGUCUCUCAAAAUUAUACAUCGUGUAGCUGCAAUCAUCUGACAAGCUUCGCCGUGCUAAUGGAUGUUACCCCCUCCUUCGAUAACCACAAGGACCUUAGCAAUGACGGCAGCGGCGGCGCUGAUGACCAAGGCAGCGGUGGCGGUGGCGGCGGUGGCGGCGGUGAUGACGGCGACGGCAGGGAUGACGGUGGCGGCAGGGGCACAGGCAGCGGCAGAAGCAGCAGUAGUGACGAUCACGUUUUGUCCUACAUCACUACCGUGCUCUUGUCAAUCUCGAAUUGCCUACUUUUCUCAUUAAUUACCUUUGUCAGCUGCAAGUCCUUGUACAGUGAGCGCAACACCAUUCACAUCAACUUUGUGCUGUGUCUGGCAGCCGGACAACUAGUCUUCGUGCUCGGGAUCGACCAAACUGACAACAAAAUUAUCUGUGCUGUUAUUGCCGGACUUCUCCACUUCCUGUUCCUGUGUGCAUUUUGCUGGAUGCUGCUGGAGGGCCUGCAGAUUUACCGGAAGCUGGUGGUGGUGUUUGAUUCCAAAUUUUCAUGGACACCAGUAUUUUUCGCCAUUGGUUAUGGCGUGCCUGCUAUCAUUGUUACAUUGUGUGCAAGUGUUAACCGAAAGGGUUACGGAACUCCCACGAUGUGCUGGCUCAGCUUCGGAGAGAGGCUUUCACUGGAGCUUCAUCGGACCGGUGCUUGUGAUACUCGUCUUCAACAUUAUCAUGCUGUGCGUCGCUGUGCGAAUCAUGUGGCACCAUUUGACCUUUGGAACACUGCCACAAAAACAGGAGGACGAAAAGAUAUCUACAAUGAUCAAGGAUCUGCCAGCCUCUCUGUCCUGCUCGGGACAGGGUGGUUGUUAGGAGCGUUUCAAAUAGGUGCACUUAAAAUUGCCAUGGCUUACAUCUUCACUCUACUCAACAGUGUUCAAGGGAUAUUCAUCUUUGGCUUUCAUUGCCUAGGAAACUCUAAGGUUCGCAAGGAAUACAGGAAAGCCCUGAGACAGGCGACAUGGAUCCCGAUGCCAAUAAGAGUUGGUUUGUACAAGCUGGUGGCCACUCCUUCAACGGCCGAAAUGGAACCCAUCUCCACCUCAGGGGCUUCCGCUUCCGGCACCUUCACAAAAAUGUUCCAAUCCCAUCAAGAAGGUGGCAAGAUAAACCCCGAAAUGUCCACUUGUAUGACUAAUCUGCGAAGCAUUUCAAUCACCAGGGAAGAAAAGAGUUCUGAGCAAAUUACACAGUUUACAGAAAGAGUGGAUUCACAUGAACAAGCAGAUAAAGAUUCAAGAACUGACCCUCAAGAAGUACCAGAUGAAAAGCCCGAGAAAGUGGAAAAUGAGAAGAUGGAGAAAGCAGAGAAAGAGGAGAAGAUGGAGAAAGCAGAGAAAGAGAAGAAGGAUGGAGACAAGGAUGGAUGAAUGAAUGCCUUCACAGCCAGAGCAGGUGUAAGACAGUGUGACUGAAACUACAUCAAAGAGCGAGGUAUACUUUGCUCAGAAUUAAAACUGGUGGUUAGCCUGCCUCAGGUAGCAAUGACUGUGCACUGCAUGCGACGAACGUUGGAACACGUGUUACCACGUGACCAGACUGAAGACAGCCUUGAAAUGGAGACAGAUCUAUGAAUGGUGCAUUAUCGACAUCGAACUUAGUCGAUAUAUGUCAAUUCUAAGAUAUUUAGAAUGAGAAUUUGCGUGCGCGCAAAUCGCAGCAUAAUGCAAGCACUUUGGUACUUAAAUAACAUUUUGCUGCAAAAACAAGCAAGCAAACAAACAAACAAACAAACAACGGAUAAAAUAGGAGUGAAAUUAAGACAAAACACUAAUAAUGUUUGUGACCAUCUUAAUCACUGUACGUCGGUUAUCACAAUAAUCCACAAGCGCCGAGGAGCUACGAAAGCUACAGACCUGCCUCACGACAUUGUGUAAACAAGAGAUCACCAAGAUUUGUCUGCAAACACCGAGUAGAGCAUUAUGUCUUCAGAGAAACCAGACCUAACAUUUCAGGGCAGUUGCGACAUCAAACAAGAAGAACACUCAGCAGUCCCGACCGCAUACACAUGCACACUUACGCACGCACACACUCAUACACACGCACACAGUCUCACGCACGGACACACGCACGCACACACUCAUACACACGCACACAGUCUCACGCACGGACACACGCACUAGUUUUGAGUCGUGAAGAUAUUUAUGUUUAGAGGAGGACAACGUGUUGCGGUGAGGUCGCCCGAUAACUAAUCAAAUGUCGACUGUCACCUCAUACAAACAGCUGACAAUAGUAACACGUAAUGUCUAUGUGAUGGCUCGCUAGUCUUGAUGCCAUUACAACAAUCACUUGUAGAUUUUAGACAAUGUCAGCUGUUGAAGUAUUAUUGUAAAAAAUUUUCGUUGUGAAGUAAGAGCAAUAAUAAUAAUACUUAUAUACAUACAUAAGUCUUGGUAUCACAUAUAAAUGCAUACACCAGACACACCGACAGGUGGGUUACUCGGACGUUGAAAGUCUAUAUUUCACAUGCUACAUUAGCAGUUUUACAGAACCACGAGAAAUGCAGACUGUCAGCGUGACUGAAUAAUCCCAACUGUCGCUCGUUCUCUCUCUCUCUGGUUGAUGUUGACUGCAGGCAAUGUUGUUAAAAACACAGUAACAAAAAUAUAAUAGUGAAGAUGGUAUCUCUAAAACCUGAAACUAUCAUCAGAUAAUUAAAUAAGCAUACUAACUGUACAUUUGACAUAAUGGUCAAUAGAAGACAGUAAAGUCUGGUACAUUUGACUGCCUAAGGUCCUCAAGUACAAACUGUACUUGUACAUUCUGUCAUAAGACGAAGAAUGUGAGCUCUUUUGCCUCGGUGGGUAUUAUUGUAGUCCUUCACCAGAAGAAAACCCACUUGUGAGGACCAUUUUGUGUCUUUCACAUAGUUACAAUAUGACAUGAUCAGAGACUAGAAGUAAAGCGCUGGAUAUAGUUUCCAUCUCGACAGAAGACUUACCAAAUUUGUACUUUUCUGUCGUCUCGGGUAACAGACGAGACACUGCGAAGUGGUUGACUGCAACCUUCAACAACAAAUUAACAAAGUGGGAUCCUUCAUUAGAAUGUCUUACAGGAGUAACCAACUUUAAUACAAUUUCAAGAAAGCCAUAUUCUUUCGACGUACUAGAUCGGCCACAGUUGAUAUGCAUUUCAAAUUAGUCGUACUUCGCAUGCGCACUUCUUUUUACAUCCGGAAACAAACUGUACAGAAACGGCAAACGAUAGUUUUCUAGAUCUACCUGGGAAACAACUUGAAAAUUAAAUAUUAUCAAUAAA